Messenger RNA from Maylandia zebra (zebra mbuna), 1554 nucleotides. The record is from RefSeq and is a predicted model, not a curated record. NCBI's taxonomy places the organism in Eukaryota, Metazoa, Chordata, Actinopteri, Cichliformes, Cichlidae.
UCUCACCUUUUCCCUUUUUUGUCCAGAGUGACUGAUUUGUUGUUUUUUUGGUUUAUUCAUGUAUUUUUUACAGGGGGAGGGGGUUCUUCUCAAAGAUAACUAAACGGAUUCGUGGUGAACAGAGCCCGUGCACUGGUCAUUUUGAAAUCCUGAGACCAGAUGGAACCGCGAUCCCAGUAAAUUCAGAAGAUCAGAACUGCCUCUACCACGCUGUUGCCCAGGCCACCUGUAAAAAUCCAGGUGACGUAGGAAAAGAGGCACGGAUCCUUCGGGAGCAGGUCAGAAACAAUCUUCAGCAAAACCUACCCAAAUACGCAGGAGCUCUGAAGCUGCAGAAAGGAUAUGAAGAAACCUGUAAUUCUCCUGAAAGAUAUUACAUAUGUGGAGGAGAUCGAAAGGCACGAAAAAAAGCCGUAGACGAUUUCAACAGCAUCUUGGGCGACAUGAGCAAGAAAGGUUUGAGUCCAGAGGAAUUACGAGAUAUCGAAGAACAACAUCUGGGUUUGGUUGGAGCGCACGCUGAUGUGUACAGAAUCCGGAGGCAAACCUCAAAACAAAGAGAAUGUGGUGAAAACAGGUUGGCGGUGGAAGCCGACCACGUCCCACCUAAAUGUGUCUUUCAGAAUGCCCUUAAAAGGUUGCAGGACCCUGAGAACGUAAAGUUAAGAGAGGACCUGAAAAACAAAAGCCCCAACGUCUUUGCUCUGUUGGAUAAAAACGGAGACCGCGGGCUGUGCAGAGAGGUUCUGAAGCCGCACCACGAGGCAGGCCUGACCUGGCGCAACAGAAAAGAGUCUCGUAUAAUCAGCGAGAAGCUUGAGGAGAUUCUUAUUUCUGGAGACGGGGAAAAACUGGUGAAGAUGUCGCUGCUGGCAGCCAAUCCAGUCACAUCCAAUUCUCUCAGAGAGGAUGCAGGAAUCCCCUCGCUGAACAUCUCAAAUAUGUCCAGAGACGCAACGCAGCUCUACCACGAUGUUGGAGACAAGCUGCUGGUGGAAGGUUACUACAAGAAAGGAGUCCUGAAUGAGGAGGAGAAGAACAGCAUCAUGGACUGGCUGAAGGGCGGAAACCUGUACUCAAAGAACACGUCAGAGUACCAAGAGAUGUGCCGCGAGCUGAGAGCCAAGAUACAGAAAGACAACAACAACAGUGGAAAAUAACAACAGAGUGUGUGUGUUUACCUGAACGUAUCAGACAUCCAAACUGAGAAAGCUCAGUUUUAUUUGAUGUUUUUAUCAUUUAUAUAUUUUGUUAUCCUCUCUGACCCUUUCAUCAUCAUUCUCUUUUCCUCUUUUUGAGAAAAGAAAGAAGGAAAAGAGUUUCUCUGAAAGAUUUUAAUCCGAGGAUGAAAAGCAGCUCAAAGAAAGUGAUUUGUAAUCACAGGAGUUGUUAUGUGUUCUCUGUGUAACACCUGUCACAGGUACCUGUGAGCGGGCCCUGGGCCUCUGCUUACAGCACAACAUAGGAAUCAUGAUAUGACUUGUGUAAUUAAACCACAACACAAGAGGUUCAUUUAAACGCAGCAGGCUAACCUCACUGAUUCCAGAUCAGAAA